Rodentolepis nana is the source of this 1425-nucleotide messenger RNA. NCBI's taxonomy places the organism in Eukaryota, Metazoa, Platyhelminthes, Cestoda, Cyclophyllidea, Hymenolepididae. The record is from the annotation of a GenBank genome assembly.
UACUUCAUCCAAUUGGAUAAAGACCUUUUCUGUGGUAAUUUUGUGAUCUUUCGAAAUUGGUAUUGCGCGUUAAUACUUGAUGAUCUGACAAAAUUAACUGCUAUUACACCGGAAGUCAUUAGCAGACAGGCCACAAUCAAUAUUGGUACUAUUGGUCAUGUGGCCCAUGGUAAAACUACCGUUGUCAGAGCAAUUUCAACUGUGCACACUAUCCGACAUAAAAACGAACUCAUUAGAAACAUUACUAUUAAAUUAGGUUAUGCUAACGCGAAAAUUUAUAAAUGCGAUAGCCCCGAUUGCAAACCCCCAGGGUGCUAUAAAUCUGCGGGUAGUAGCAGUCCCGAUGUAAUGCCAUGUGGACGCGUGGGAUGCUCCGGAAAUUUGCGAUUAGUAAGGCACAUAUCCUUUGUUGACUGCCCUGGCCAUGAUAUCCUUAUGGCCACUAUGUUAAACGGCGCUGCAGUUAUGGAUGCUGCAAUCCUUCUAAUCGCUAGCAAUGAGCCUUGUCCACAGCCCCAAACCAGUGAACACUUAGCUGCGGUGGAAAUUAUGCACCUCGAUACAAUCAUAAUUCUACAGAACAAAAUCGAUUUGGUUCGCGAAGAGGCUGCUCGAGAACAAUACCAACAGAUUAAUGAGUUCAUCAAUGGCACAGUUGCACGAAAUGCUCCGAUCAUCCCAAUUUCUGCUCAACUGAAGUACAACAUUGAUGUUGUUUGCGACUACAUUGUCAAUACCAUCCCUCUUCCUCUUCGUGAUUUUACUUCCGAUCCUAGACUUAUAGUCAUUCGAUCUUUCGAUGUGAACAAGCCCGGAUGUGAGGUCGAUCAACUUCGUGGUGGCGUAGCGGGCGGUAGUGUUCUUCGUGGUGUCCUUAAGGUUGGUCAAGAAAUCGAGAUCCGGCCUGGCCUGGUCACCCAGAAGGAUCGCUCAGGCACAGUCUCCUGUCGCCCUAUCCGUUCAUGCAUCCUUUCACUUUUGGCGGAACAAAAUGACCUCGCAUAUGCUGUCCCCGGUGGUUUGAUUGGUGUGGGCACUAAGAUCGAUCCACAGCUCUGUCGUGCUGAUCGUUUGGUGGGCCAUGUCCUCGGUGCUGUUGGUACUCUGCCCGACAUCUUUGUCGAGAUUGAAAUUUCUUUUUACCUCUUCCGACGUCUACUUGGUGUGAGGACUGAGGGUGAUAAGAAGGGAGCUAAGGUCCAAAAGUUGGCUAAACGUGAGAUGUUGAUGGUUAAUAUUGGCUCGUUGUCAAGUGGUGGUCAUGUUGUAGCUGUGAAAGGUGAUUUGGCAAAGAUCUCCCUCAAUACCCCCGUCUGCACUGAAGUGGGCGAGAAGGUGGCGCUUAGCCGUCGUGUUGAAAAGCAUUGGAGAUUGAUUGGCUGGGGCAAGAUUCGUCGUGGAGUCAAGCUUACUCCCCAGGAAUAG